AGUGACAGUCCAUACCAGGGUGGUGUAUUCUUCCUCACAAUCCAUUUCCCUACAGACUAUCCCUUCAAGCCUCCAAAGGUAGGCUUCACGACCAAAAUAUACCACCCCAACAUAAACAGCAAUGGCAGCAUAUGUCUGGACAUCCUGAGAUCGCAAUGGUCCCCUGCCCUCACUGUAUCCAAAGUUCUAUUGUCCAUAUGUUCCCUCUUAUGUGACCCCAACCCAGACGACCCUUUAGUACCUGACAUUGCACAGAUUUACAAAACGGACAAAGAAAAAUACAACAGACUAGCAAGAGAAUGGACCUCGAAGUACGCCAUGUAAAAAAAAAAUUGCCAUAGGUUAAGAGGAUUGCACUCAACUCAUCCAGGAUUGACCCAUUCCAAAAUCCCAAAGUACUGUACACAUUCGAAGUAAAUGCUGAAGCAAAAAGUGUUUUUUUAUAUAUAUAUAUCAAUAUAUACAUUCAUAAAUUGCAGUAUGCGUGAGCAUCUGUAUCCUUAAUUUUCUUUUUCUUUUUUUUUAACACUAACGAUCACUUUUAUUUUGAACUGCUGAUUUGAGCCAUCAGGUAGAGGAAAACGGAUACUUAUUCCUCAUAAUUUUAGGUACUUUUUAUUUGGUUUUCUUUUUUUUUGUAAAAAUGUAUAGUUUACAAAGCUAUACUGUAUCUAUUUGCAUUAAAAGCUUGAAGGUGUUGGGAAAUGGA
This is a messenger RNA of Engraulis encrasicolus (European anchovy), 709 nucleotides long. RefSeq names its product ubiquitin-conjugating enzyme E2 D2-like. Gene Ontology annotation, molecular function: ubiquitin conjugating enzyme activity. The record is from RefSeq and is a predicted model, not a curated record. The annotation marks the transcript as partial. Gene Ontology annotation, biological process: protein K48-linked ubiquitination. The transcript has 4 exons. Lineage: Eukaryota; Metazoa; Chordata; Actinopteri; Clupeiformes; Engraulidae. Gene Ontology annotation, cellular component: nucleus.